Molecule: messenger RNA, 978 nt
Organism: Ostrea edulis (European flat oyster)
Lineage: Eukaryota; Metazoa; Mollusca; Bivalvia; Ostreida; Ostreidae
Exons: 2
Coding region: 1-978 (325 amino acids)
Source: RefSeq, a predicted model, not a curated record
AUGGAGAAAAAUAUGGGAUAUCUCCAAAGGGAAAUGAAGGACAUGAAACAAUGGAAGUUUCAAAUGCAAACAAAGGGACGCGAUGCAAGGCAGGCCAAAGAUGAAAGGAUAUAUGGUAAAACAUCGAUCAGCCUUGUGCUGAAUGGGAAAACUCUUCAACAAGAAAUGAUCGUGGCUGAUAUAUUUGUGGACGGAAUUCUUGGUUUAGAUUUCCUCGUCAAGCAUGAGGCCAUUAUAAACAUACGUACACACAAAGUUGCCAUAUCUGGGAUAGAACACCCUAUUCAGUUGGAAGGCACCGCACAUGAGUACAAGAUUGCACUAGUCAACAGGGUUGUCAUACCCCCCCCCCCCAGGUCUGAAGUAAUGGCUGAGGGCAAGAUCUGUGCAGGGCCGGAUGGGGGGUUCCCUGUGAAAAUUGGACUGGUGGAGCCAUCUGAAAAGUUCUUACAAUCAGAUUCUGCUAUGUUGGCUAGGUAUUUGAUACGACGCCAAGAAAGAGUACCACUCCGCCUGAUGAAUCUGUCAUCUUCUAACAAGACUUUUCAGCCAGGAACUGUGGUUGGUAAGUUGUCCCCAAUCAGUGAGAUGGUAGCUGUGUUAUGUACGAAGAAAGCUGCAAAUAAUACGCAGGAAAUGCCAAAGCAUAUACAGGAGCUGUUUGAUAGUAGCACUAAGAAUCUCGGAUGUCACGAAAAAGACAUGGCCAGAGAUUUACUUAUCAGGUAUUCAGAUCUGUUUUCUGUGACUGAUGAGGAUGUUGGUCGAACCUCAAUAGUUCAACACAAGAUCGAUACCGGGACUCAACAAGCUAUCAAACAGGCACCAAGGCGCCUUCCAUUUCAUAUGCAAAAAGAAGUCGAAGAACAUGUGUCUGACAUGUUGAAAAGAGGUAUUAUUGAACCUUCUCAGAGUGCCUGGUCAUCAGCAAUCGUCUUGGUAAAAAAGAAGGACGGAUCCAAAAGGUGUAGACUAUAG